AUGGCGGCCGGUGUGGCCACGUGGCUGCCGUUUGCACGGGCAGCAGCGGUGGGAUGGUUGCCGUUGGCCAAGAAGACGAUGCCCAAACCUCCCGUGGACAAGACCUCCAAAUCAGACGAGAUCCUGUACGUCAACGUCAGCGGCGUCCGCUUUCAGACAUGGAAGAACACUCUGGAUCGCUAUCCGGAGACGCUGCUGGGUUCUUCGGAGAAAGAGUUUUUCUACAACGAGGAAACGCAGGAAUUCUUCUUCGACCGAGACCCCGAAAUGUUCCGCCACAUUCUGAACUUUUACCGCACGGGGAAGCUCCACUACCCCCGAAACGAGUGCAUCCAGGCCUUCGACGAAGAGCUGGCCUUCUACGGCAUCGUGCCGGAGAUCAUCGGAGACUGCUGCAUGGAGGAAUACCGCGACCGGAAGAAGGAGAACCAGGAGCGUCUGGCGGAGGACACCGAGGCCAACGAGGCGAUGGACGCCCCUCUGCCCCCCCACAGCACGUCCCGGGAGCGCCUGUGGCGAGCCUUCGAGAACCCCCACACCUCCACCAUGGCGCUGGUCUUCUACUACGUCACGGGCUUCUUCAUCGCGGUCUCGGUCAUCGCCAACGUGGUGGAGACGGUGCCCUGCCGGCCGCCCAAAGGCAGCGUCAAAGACCUCCCCUGCGGCGAGAAGUACCAGCUGGCGUUCUUCUGCAUGGACACGGCCUGCGUGCUCAUCUUCACCUUUGAGUACCUGAUGCGUCUGUUCGCGGCGCCGAGCCGCUGCAAGUUCAUGCGCUCGGUGAUGUCUGUGAUUGACGUGGUGGCCAUCAUGCCGUACUACAUCGGCCUGGUGAUGCCCGAGAACGAGGACGUGAGCGGCGCGUUCGUGACGCUGCGCGUCUUCCGCGUUUUCCGGAUCUUCAAGUUCUCGCGGCACUCGCAGGGUUUGAGGAUUUUGGGCUACACGCUGAAAAGCUGCGCCUCGGAGCUGGGCUUCCUGCUCUUCUCCCUCACCAUGGCCAUCAUCAUCUUCGCCACCGUCAUGUUCUACGCCGAGAAGGGAACCAAGGGCUCCACCUUCACCUCCAUCCCGGCCUCCUUCUGGUACACCAUCGUCACCAUGACUACGCUCGGGUGA
Molecule: messenger RNA, 1119 nt
Organism: Perca flavescens (yellow perch)
Lineage: Eukaryota; Metazoa; Chordata; Actinopteri; Perciformes; Percidae
Product: potassium voltage-gated channel subfamily D member 1
Exons: 4
Coding region: 1-1119 (372 amino acids)
Biological process (GO): protein homooligomerization; potassium ion transmembrane transport; action potential
Cellular component (GO): voltage-gated potassium channel complex; neuronal cell body; postsynaptic membrane
Molecular function (GO): protein binding; A-type (transient outward) potassium channel activity
Source: RefSeq, a predicted model, not a curated record